Molecule: messenger RNA, 4773 nt
Organism: Bufo bufo (common toad)
Lineage: Eukaryota; Metazoa; Chordata; Amphibia; Anura; Bufonidae
Gene: VPS18
Product: VPS18 core subunit of CORVET and HOPS complexes
Exons: 7
Coding region: 70-2976 (968 amino acids)
Biological process (GO): lysosome organization; intracellular protein transport; organelle fusion
Cellular component (GO): endosome; HOPS complex
Molecular function (GO): protein-macromolecule adaptor activity
Source: RefSeq, a predicted model, not a curated record
AUGACCUACGGACACACCGGAAGUCGUUGGUUUAGCUGACAGGCUGUUCGGUUGGACUCGGUACCGACCAUGGCCUCCAUCCUGGAAGAAUACGAGAACUCUUUGUCCCGUGAUAACUUCCCGAGCCAGAGCAGAGGCCCCGGCAUCCUUCUUUCUGGUUAUGUUAAUGCUCGCUUAGAGAAGGAGACCCCAAUAUUCAAUAAGCAACGGAUUGACUUCACUCCUCCAGAAAACAUCAAUAGCAUGGUGGUGUGUAGCAAUCAGCUCUGCAUGAGCCUGGGGAAGGAGACCAUUCUCCGGAUUGAUCUGGUGAAAGCUGACCAGCCAAAUCAAGUUGAAUUGGGUCGUAAAGAUGAUUUCAAAGUUCACAAAAUGUUCUUGGAUCCUUCAGGAUCGCACCUCGUGAUUGCUCUGAACACUAGCGAAUGCCUGUAUCUCAAUCGCAAUGCCCAGAAAGUUCGUCCACUUUCCCGAUGGAAAGGCCACUUGAUUGAAAGCAUUGGAUGGAACAAGUUUCAGAAGAAUGAUACCACCACAGGACCUAUACUAGUUGGCACUGCGCAGGGUCAAAUAUUCGAAGCAGAAAUCUCAACCACCGAAGGUGGACUUUUUGGCACAAAUCCUGAUCAGUAUUUUCGCUAUCUUCACACAUUGGAAGAAGAGACUGGACCUGCUCCAGUUUGCUGUCUAGAAAUCAACUGCGGAUAUGAAAACCGUUAUUGUGUCAUUGCAACUACUCGGAAAAGGCUUUUCCAGUUUGCUGCCAAAAUAACGGAAGGCACUGAGCAACAGGGGUUUGCACCACUUUUUAACCAGACUAUGGAUGACCUUCCAAGCAUCCAGGAAUUUCCAGGUAAUCUUGGAUAUAGUGAAAUAGCUUUUUACACUCAAAAACUUCGGGCCUACCCAACGUCAUUUGCUUGGAUGAUGGGAAACGGAGUGCUUUAUGGCAAUUUGGAUUUUACUCGACCUGACUCGGUAUUGACUGAUGUCCAGGUGUGGGAGUACCCUUCUAAUGUUGAAAAGCCCAUAUCCAUUGUCAUCACACAGUUUCAUUUCUUGCUCUUGCUUCCUGACCGAGUCAAGGCGAUUUGUACUUUAAAUGGCCAGGUAGUGUUUGAAGACAUUUUUACUGAAAAGUUUGGCCCUUUGAAAAGGAUGGUGAAGGAUCCAGUUAUAGGCCAGAUUUGGAUCCACACAGAGAGAGCCGUCUUCAGGUACCACGUUGAACGCGAACCUAGAGACGUUUGGAAGAUGUACAUGAACAUGGGCAAGUUUGACUUGGCCAAAGAGUUUUGUAAGGAUCGUCCUGAAUGCUUGGAUAUGGUGUUGGCCAAGGAAGCCGAGCACUGCUUCCAGAUGAAGAAAUAUAAAGAAAGCGCCAAGUGUUAUGCUCUCACUCAAAACUACUUUGAAGAAAUAGCUCUGAAAUUUAUUGAAGCCAAACAGGAGGAAGCACUUAUGGAGUUUCUCUUAAAAAAGUUGUCUAAUCUGAAGCCUACAGAAAAAAUACAGGUCACACUACUUACAACUUGGUUGACGGAGUUGUACUUGAAUCGCCUUGGAGCAUUGGAAAGCGAUUCCUCAAAAAGAAGCUUGUACCUGAAGACGCGGGAGGAUUUCAGAACUUUUCUCAGCAGCAAAAUAAAUAGGGAAUGCCUCAGUAAUAACCGUGCAUCUAUAUAUGAUCUCCUGGCCAGUCAUGGAGACACGGACCAUAUGGUUUAUUUUGCCGUACUUAUGGAAGACUACGAAAGAGUAGUAUCCCACCACUGCCAAAAUGAUGACUACGACGAAGCCCUCAAUGUACUUUCUAAGCACAAAGACAAAAACCUCUUCUACAAAUUCUCUCCUGUACUGAUGCAGCAUAUUCCCGAAAAAGUGGUUGAUGCUUGGGUCAGAAUGGGCAAGAAACUUGACCCAAAGAACCUCAUUCCUGCCCUUGUGAAUUACAAUCAAAGCGCAUGCACUCAGAUAAAUGAAGCCAUUAGGUACAUGGAGUUCUGUGUAUAUGAACUUCGGGAAACUGAACAGGCCAUUCACAACUACCUGUUGUCUCUGUAUGCUCAGUUUUUACCUGAUUCUCUGCUUAUAUACCUAGAGAAAGCUGGCACUAACCCCAACAGAAUUUAUUAUGAUCUAAAAUAUGCCCUGCGCCUAUGUGCCGAACAUGAGCACCAUCGUGCCUGUGUCCAUGUCUACAAAGUUAUGGAGCUCUAUGAAGAAGCGGUGGACCUUGCUUUAAAGGUGGAUGUGGAUCUAGCCAAAUCCUGUGCAGAUUUACCAGCCGAUGACGAAGAACUCCAGAAGAAGCUGUGGCUGAAGAUUGCUCGCCAUGUGGUUCAAGAGGAGAAGGAUGUGAAGAAGGCCAUGGUUUGUCUGUCUAGCUGCAACCUUCUUAAGAUUGAGGAUAUUCUUCCAUUCUUUCCAGACUUUGUGACUAUUGACCACUUUAAAGAAGCCAUUUGCAGCUCCUUGCAAGCUUACAACCAGCAUAUUGAGGAGCUUAAGCAAGAAAUGGAAGAUGCUACAUUGAGUGCUAAGAGAAUACGGGAAGACAUUCAAGAAAUGAGAAAUAAGUACGGUUCGGUGGAUCCUCAAGAUAAGUGUUCUGGGUGUGACUUUCCCCUUUUGAACCGCCCCUUUUAUCUCUUUCUUUGUAAUCACAUGUUCCAUUCAGAUUGCCUCAUACAGACAGUUUACCCCAACCUCCCACAGUAUAAACAGUUUAAGAUGGAAGACCUGCAGAAGAAACUGGCGGCUGCAGCCCAGCCUUCCAAAAGCCGCUCCCAUGCAAAGGAAGAGGACAGUAGAAGUCUGGAGAAAGGGCAGAAAAGCCGUGAACAGAUUAAAGCCGACCUUGACGACAUUAUUGCAGCUGAAUGUCCUUUUUGUGGUGAACUGAUGAUCCGAUCUAUUGACCAGCCCUUUAUAGAUCCACAGCGAUACAAGGAAGAGAUGCUCAGCUGGCUGUAGGACCUGUUUGUAAGGUUUUAGUGAAGCUAGGCCAGGACCUGGGUCAGCUUUGUAAACCUUCUUGUCUCUUAAGAGUAUGGCCACACAGGGCAGGUUUUGCGCAAUUCCGUGAUGGGGAUUUGACAUGCAUUUCAGCCUAUGUAUUACAGAAGGUGAAAUGUUUGGUGGAUAACCGCAGCAUAAAUUGACAUACUAGGAAUGUAAAAUACGCACCGCAGGUCAGUUUACUUUUUUUGCAGUGAGUGGAUGAGCUUUCUUAAAAUCUCAUCCCCCGUGCAGGUAUAUUGUUAAGUCGCUGCGGAUUUUCUCCAUGCAAAUCCACUGCAGCGCUAAAUCUGCAGCAUUUCGGUCCCAUGUGGACAUAGCCUAAGAGAAAAAUGAACUCUUGUCAGGGUUGAUGACUAUCUACAUGGAUUUGCAAAAUCGAAAACAAUGGGGGCACUCCCUUGUGAAAUACCUUUUAGGAUUCCCCGAUAAGGGUAGAAUACUUUACCAAGUCAUGUUGUGCAAACCAAGGCACAACACUAGAGGAUAGCGUGGUCUCUCUGCUGCUGCGCUAGUUUCCAAGGAUCGUCCAGAUGGCGUCCAGAAUACAAAUAGGAACACGUUCGCUCAACAUGGAGCAGAAAAAAAACAAACGCGUGCUGCUCUACUAUCUAUAAGAUUGUUUGUUAGAAACAUACAUAAAAUAAUACAAAUGAGAAGCUGAGACAGCAUGAUAAAGGUGGCGGCUUGCCACUGAAACACAUAGCUAGCUUCUGAGUCAGCCUGAUGAAGGUGGCGGCCUGCCACUGAAAUGCGUAGCUAGCUUCUGAGUCAGCCUGAUGAAGGUGGUGGCCUGCCACUGAAACGCCUAGCUAGCUUCUGAGUCAGCCUGAUGAAGGUGGCGGCCUGCCACUGAAAUGCGUAGCUAGCUUCUGAGUCAGCCUGAUGAAGGUGGCAGCCUGCCACUGAAACGCGUAGCUAGCUUCUGAGUCAGCCUGAUGAAGGUGGUGGCCUGCCACUGAAACGCGUAGCUAGCUUCUGAGUCAGCCUGAUGAAGGUGGUGGCCUGCCACUGAAACGCGUAGCUAGCUUCUGAGUCAGCCUGAUGAAGGUGGCAGCCUGCCACUGAAACGCAUAGCUAGCGCUUCUGAGUCAGCCUGAUGAAGGUGGUGGCCUGCCACUGAAACGCGUAGCUAGCUUCUGAGUCAGCCUGAUGAAGGUGGCAGCCUGCCACUGAAACGCAUAGCUAGCGCUUCUGAGUCAGCCUGAUGAAGGUGGCGGCCUGCCACUGAAACGCGUAGCUAGCUUCUGAGUCAGCCUGAUGAAGGUGGCGGCCUGCCACUGAAACGCGUAGCUAGCUUCUUAUUUAGGGUUUAUGUAUGAUUUUAAUAAACAAUCUUAUAGAUAGUGGAGCAGCACGCUUUAGUUUUUUCUGCUCCUUGUUGAGCGAACACUUUCCUGCUUACACUGCUUUAUGACCAUCGGAAGUCUUCUGGUAUGUUCUUCUAUGGUUGUCUGCAGUGAUACCAAUUCGAUACACAGUUGGUCACCUGAGUAAUGUCACUGGGACACUCCACAUUUUUAUCAGAUUAUUAAACUGUUUAAUAUUUCUAUAAUGAUGACAACCAUCAUGUAUGAAUUGCUUGUGGAAAUGUUUCGAUCUUGUUAUUUUGAGAGAUUUUUAUAUUUCGAUGAAAACACAAGUCACCUCUUUAGUGACUCUUAAUCUUUGUCUGUUUGCGGAUUGAUUUGCAUAGAUCCAGCUGAAUGUAAAAUACAGCAUAAUUCCAGAUUUUCUUUAGUGUCUUUUUUU